AUGUCCCAUUCUAACCAGACUUACAGCCCUUAUGACCUACAGUCUAACACCAACCUUCAAGGAAACUCCCAACUAAUCGAUCCAGAUACCCAAGCGGCCUUACUCAAUCCCUCUCGUCCCACAUUAUCGGCCCUAAUGAGACGUCAUUUGAAUAGUAAUAACGGUAACAUGUCGAGAGCCCAAUCACAACAGGCAGGAAUUACUCUCCCGUCUUUCUCGGAAUUGGUGAAUGAUGCUAUUUCAGGGGGUAAUUUCCAACAAGGAGCUGAAGCAGUUAUUCAUCAAGCACAAGACACUUCAGGCUACCAUACUCAACAAUCAACUGUCCAGGGUAGCUACCCAGAUACGGGAUAUUACGGAGAUGAUAGAAACAGAGCUGAGAACUAUGGUUAUCCAACAACCUCUGUGACAUCCAUAGACUGGCAAGAUCAACAUGCAUCGUCUAGGCAACAUACAGGAGAACAUCACGCUUACACCACCACACCAGGCUACUUACCACCACUCCCAACUAAGCCUACCAGCACCAUGAACGCAACGGACAUAUCACAACUUCAGAUGCUAGGUAGACGUUCACGUCACCCUGGUCCUUCCGAUCCGACCAGAUCUCAAGUCAGUGCGAGUGGCACCUUCCCUCAGACAAAUGUGGAAGGGUAUGGUGCUACUCCAGGUCACUUAUCCCAAGUCACUUAUCCCACCCCUCCAUCUCAACAGCCAUUCGUCCCUGAAGACGUGGACGAUGUAUAUGUUUUUGCUGAUCGGACACGGGAGGAUGACAGGGACAAUGAAGAUGGAGAGGAAGUCUUCGGUCAAGGAUUCCAUACCGGCCACCAUUUCUCACCACGAGAGUCGGUGAAUGAUGAUGGAACUGGAGGGUGUCAAUCGGUCUCCCCUCAACGGACAGGAAUUGAGGGUAUCGCUAUACAAUGGCAUGAAGAUGAUGAAGGAGAUGAUCAUGAUUGGCUACGGCCUUGGGCUUCUUACAAGAGGGAACCGCAUUGA
Tremella mesenterica DSM 1558 is the source of this 999-nucleotide messenger RNA. RefSeq lists its product as uncharacterized. NCBI's taxonomy places the organism in Eukaryota, Fungi, Basidiomycota, Tremellomycetes, Tremellales, Tremellaceae. The record is from RefSeq and is a predicted model, not a curated record. Bases 1 to 999 code for a protein of 332 amino acids. The transcript has 2 exons.